GUUGCGCCGAAUUUCAAAUUGCAGUGAUUGUGAAGUUUGUAUCAAUCAAUAACACAAGUUUACUUCAAGUUUUAUUACAUUAUAUUAUGUUAUUAAUUUCUUAAGAAUUAUUGGCGGUAACUUGCAGCUGUCAAUAUGAAGUUAACUACUUUCCGAUUUUCGGUAAUAUUAACGAUACAAACAGCGUUACUGGGAAUUGACUUGGGUGUAAAUAUAAUAUCUUUAUUAACUCGCCAGAGUAAUGCUAUCAUGCUUAUGCUAUUUAUAAUUCAGGAUGCUUGCCUAGUGUUAGCUUUGUCAGUUCUGCUGCUGACUUUCUUUUCAACUUAUGUUUUUCAGACGGGAUUGGUUUAUCUCCUCUAUGAACGAUUUAGAUUUACUUUGAUAAUAUGCAUGUUCUACUUUGUUCUUACCACGAUCGUACAUCUUUGGUCCUUAAUUAUGAGAUGGAACCACUUGAAACACAAUUGGAAUGCAAUAUUUCUUAGUUUCUUUGUUAUCCAGAGAUUAACGUCAGUGCUCUACUAUUACUAUUAUAAAAGAGCAUCAUUAAGAAUAAGCGACCCAAGAUUUUAUGAAGAAGUCGAAUGGGAGCAGAAUAGGUUGAGGCAGGCAAAUAUACCUGGGAAUUGAAAAUUGCCUUUACUGAAAC
This is a messenger RNA of Cylas formicarius (sweet potato weevil), 652 nucleotides long. Its product is annotated as transmembrane protein 138. The coding region runs from base 136 to 633 and encodes 165 amino acids. The record is from RefSeq and is a predicted model, not a curated record. The transcript is spliced from 4 exons. NCBI's taxonomy places the organism in Eukaryota, Metazoa, Arthropoda, Insecta, Coleoptera, Brentidae. Gene Ontology annotation, cellular component: cilium.